Rubroshorea leprosula is the source of this 249-nucleotide messenger RNA. The record is from the annotation of a GenBank genome assembly. Lineage: Eukaryota; Viridiplantae; Streptophyta; Magnoliopsida; Malvales; Dipterocarpaceae.
CUCAUUUUCCUGGACGCUUUCGUACUCUUCUUUCCAAACUCAAGUUGAUUUCAUCACAACCACCUUGAGUUUGAGGGGGGAUGUUAAGAUGUGAACAUAAUUAUAUUUAGAAUUAUUGUAAAUAUUUUAUACUUUAGAAUAUUCUCUUUGUAUACUUUAUACCUUAGAAUAUUCCCUUUGUAAACACCUAUAUAUAGGUCAUUGUACAUACAGUAUAAUUCAAGAAAGCAAUAAACCUUUCUUCAGAUA